UGUCCGCAACCCCAUCAGAACAGACCUGUCACCCAUUUCUGCGUUACGACCCACCAGUUGAGAACUGUUGCUGUAUAUCAUUGGUGUCCCACCCAGCCGAUACAGGGUGGUCUAUCUGUUGUCUUGACAACAAAGUCUGUCCUCUGGAGAAUCUGUCCCAUAAAUCAGCUUAAGUGUCCGCAGACGAAAGUGAAAAUUGAUUUUAUGAAACAAAUAGUGGAAGUAGAGUACUAGUAAUACAGAUAGCCUUUGUCUUUCUUUUGGAAAAUAACCUACAUUUUGUGUGACCAACUUCUGCUUUGCUGCUUUCCUAAAUCAGGCGUAAAAACAUUCUCUCACAAUUUCAUAGAAGUUGGAGGAGGUGCGGUAGCAGUUGUUAAGGGGCAUUCGGAUUGGCUGACGUACAUGAGAGCAAGACACAUGUCAUGAGUGAAUGCUUCACUCCCCGCCCCUUAUUGUGAAGUGUCUGGACUCCGGGUUUAUUUGGGUAAUGUGUAUGUGUGUGAGAGCAACAAGAAGACGACCAUAGUACAUAGAAAUAGAGCAAAUAGCAAACAUUAAAAAAAACUGAAAUACAGACUGAUUAAGACUCCAUUUACAGAUUCACAGAUGCUGUUGGAGAAGCUUUGCUGUUCCUGUCAAUUCUACAUGGACUUUUGAAUGGGAUUCAUUUACUGCUUGAUCACAGGACUCAUAUCUCAGAAAGAUGGAGACCCUGUAUGCCAGAGCUCUCUAUGACAACACAGCCGAAACUGAAGAUGAGCUGGCUUUUCGCAAGGGUGACAUCAUCUUGGUGCUAGAGAAAAAUGUAGCGGGGAGCAUCGGUUGGUGGGCGUGUUCUCUUCAUGGACGUCAGGGCCUGGCACCAGCGAACCGCCUGGCUCCUCUUUCUCCAGCAGAGGCUGAGAAACUUUGUACGAACUUAAGUCCACAGAGAGACUUCUUGAGCAACCAUAGCCAUCAGAACAUCUAUCAAACUCCAAACGCUACCAAGCCACCGGAGAAUUCAAUUUAUGAAGAUAUGAAUACAGUAUAUAAAGUGCCCCAUCAAGCCAAACCUUCACCAGAGAAGCACACGGCACAAGAGGAUCCAGAAGGAACCAGGUCUCCACAUAAAGCUCUAACUGCUCAUCCCAGAACUGGUACAGAAAUAUAUGAUGUACCAAGCCCGGUGAGAAAACCCUCCUUGUUCACACCAUCUACACGGCGGCCUUUGGAAAGGGAAACAUUACUGACGUCAAGCACAGCGUUUAAUAAAAGAUAUGAAAUGCUACAAAAUGCAAGAUGCGCAACUGCAACCAAUAUAAAAGUCGCCACUAUACACCCAUUAGUGUCCCAAGACCCCAAUUAUGACAUCCCAAUACCCUCCAUCAGUGAGGAUAUUCAAAAGCCUCCAUGUGGUUUUAUUACCAUGCCGAAACCUGAAUGGAUUUAUGAUGUGCCUCUCUUCCCACAAAAGCAAGGAUGUGAACCUGGUUAUUACGGAACCAUGCCACCCAAAACUAUUAAUUCAAACAAGCAGCCUCUUUAUGACACUUUGCCAACACACAUUUGCCCUGAAAAGAAGCACAGUGUCGUCCAGCCCCUCUAUGACAUCCCCAAACCGAGCAAUGCUGUGGUGCAAUCUUGUAUAGACACUGGGAAAUCAACAAAUGCAUGCAUCUAUGAUGUUCCACCUUGCCUUAAACCAAAAGAGACCCCUGUAGUGUUACCCAAACGUCAAAGCCUUCCUGAAAUGGACCCUAUAAAGAGCCACGAACCCCUUGAUUACAGGGGUAAACCUGGACUCAUGUAUGACCAACAUUGGCCCUCAAGAGACAGGGCAAUGUCCAGGAAGCCUGUGGAAGGGAUGAUUGGAAUGGACAAUGAAAAUAACAAAGACCACCAGAGGAGCUCAACGGUGUCCACUUCUUCCAUGGCUUCCAGUUCUUCCAGUUCUUCCAGGAGCUCUUGCGACUCCUUCAUGCUGAGUUCUCCGGAACCCGAGCCCUUGCGUGAGGUCACGCUUUCACAGGAGGAAGCUGGCAGCAGGUUGCUCGAGCUGCUGGAAGUGGUGUGCCAAUCCGUGCCCAAGCUUAUGCUGUUCGUCAGCAGCCAAUGGAGGAGCAAAGAGCACCUGGAAAAGCACCUCCAUAAGAUCCGCACGGCUGCCGAAGACGUAACUGACUCCGUCAACUGCUUCUUGAACUUUGCCUUGGAUGUCAGAGGUAAUGCGCAGCGGCUGACAGACUCUAACCUCCAGACCAGGCUCCUGAAGCAGCUCUCCAUCGUUGAAGACUCAGGCUUGAUCCUUCAGCAGGCUGCAAGCGCUCUACGAGAUCUGGGCUGGCUGCUGGAUAAGCUAGUUCAGGAUGCCGGCCAGUCCCAGACGCCUGACCACCUGGAGCGGUUUGUUAUGGUGGCUCGGACCGUACCAGAGGAUGUGAAGAGACUGGUGUCCAUCCUGAACGCAAAUGGAAAGCUUCUUUUCAGAGUGCCGACUAAGGAACCAGACAUGGUGGAGGAUGUAGGCUCAUCUGAAUGGAGAAGUAAAUGUGAACCAAUGGUAGACUCAGGAAUAGAUGAGAGUGACUAUGUGCAACUUCAGACAAAGCCAGAGGUUGACCAACAACCAAAACCAGCAAAGAGCAGCUUUAAAUCAAAGAAAAACGGUGAUAAAAAACAGGUUUUCAAAUCACAACCCGUUAGCCCCUGCAGUCCACUCCAAACCUCCUGGAAGCCUUGCAUCUCUGACCACUGCCGGCUAUAUUUUGGAGCCAUUCAGAAGGCCAUCAGCGUGUUUAGAAGUAGUCUGAAUGAUGGCCAGCCCCCGGAAAAAUUCAUCUCCCACAGCAAGCUGAUUAUUAUGGUAGGCCAAAGACUUUUGAACACUCUGUCUAGUGAAGCCAAAAGUCGAGAAGGCAACCGGGAAAUGAGCACUCAGCUGUGUGCCUAUCUCAAGCAACUGGCCAUGGUGACCAAGAAGGCAGCUGUGAACUUCCCUGACAAACUGGCUGUCCAGGAGGCACAGGACAUUGCCAAAGAGUUGGCUCAAAGGGUACAACACUUCAGAAUGUCACUGGACGUCUGAGCAGCAGUUUUGCCAUCUGGCCCAGUUUAUCGUGAGAGGUGGGCUG
Molecule: messenger RNA, 3116 nt
Organism: Rhinichthys klamathensis goyatoka
Lineage: Eukaryota; Metazoa; Chordata; Actinopteri; Cypriniformes; Leuciscidae
Gene: cass4
Product: Cas scaffold protein family member 4
Exons: 7
Coding region: 707-3070 (787 amino acids)
Biological process (GO): cell surface receptor protein tyrosine kinase signaling pathway; cell migration
Cellular component (GO): cytoplasm; plasma membrane
Molecular function (GO): protein binding
Source: RefSeq, a predicted model, not a curated record